AUGAGGGGCCGUAAGAAGGUCAAGCCCGUGAGCCAACGCGGCAAAGCAGAAUGUAUGACUGGUCCUUACAUAGCCAAACAUGCAAACUUAUCGGGCACAUUCCCGUUCCGUGAUGCACUGAGGAAGUGGCUGGACAGCAGCAGCAGGGGCCGGUACACGAUGAACCGCCGAUGGAGCACCCUUCGUGAGCAGAGUGUUAGCCUGGCGGGCGGUGAACUCACUAACCUACUUUUCAUUGACGACGUGUCACUGGUAGCAACAGGGCACGAUAGAGCAGAAUGCCUUCUGGCGCUACUCGAAGCCUACUGCAAAGCGACGGGUAUGGCUGUGAAUGCCGCCAAGUGCGAGGUCCUCAUUGUUGGGGGUGCUACGCGUGAGUGGAAGCGGCUUAUGGAAGCUGAGUACCGGUUAGGUGGGGUGGGGUUGCGGGUGCUGACCGGCAAUGAGACGGCACGGUAUCUCGGGUUGCACUAUGGCCCAGGAGUGCAGUUCUCCAAGUUUUGGAACUCUGUGGUUAAGAGGCCGGGAACGCUGUGUCACCGGGCAUUUGUCGCUGACCUGGAGUUGGCACUUGGGGGCGUCACUGAGUGUUGGGCAAGCAAGGUACUAGCCUUUCUUUCUAGCUUAGGAGCAGAACCCCCCACUAAUACGCGCGGUAAUGAUCUUAUAGCGUACUACGCCACCCUUGAAUUGCCAGUUGAGAGCAUUCUUAAGGUAUUUGCCAAGUGGCUUGAUGCACGGGAUUACCGGAGCCAAAGCUUGUCGCUAUAUGAACCUGCCCCGCCUAGGGGCUUUGUGACUGUGGAGCGGUUGAAGAUGAGUUGCAUGUUUUCGAGGAAUGUCCCGCUUAAAGGAGCAUAUGGGCUAAGUAUGAUGGUGAUCUAGUAUUUAAGGGGCGCAAUAUGCGCAUCAUUAUGACUGAGGCGCCACCCCUGG
Messenger RNA from Volvox carteri f. nagariensis, 936 nucleotides. RefSeq lists its product as uncharacterized. The record is from RefSeq and is a predicted model, not a curated record. The transcript has 5 exons. Bases 1 to 885 code for a protein of 294 amino acids. Lineage: Eukaryota; Viridiplantae; Chlorophyta; Chlorophyceae; Chlamydomonadales; Volvocaceae.